AUGACUUCAGCAAGACUAUCUAGAGGGCAGCUCGUGGCUCUUGUGGUUAUAGGAAUAACAUUGUUUCUGUUGGGUUUUUUAAUCGGUUACUUCACAAUUCCAAAUGACGAUGCUGACACUACACGCCGUACUAUUGAAGAACUACGUACAGAUGAAAUGCACAAGAAAAAAAAGUAUCAUUCUAAGCUCUACAAAAGUCUGAACAAGGCUGAAAUAGGCAAAAAUUUAAGGUAUGUAUGACUGAACCAAUUUAAUUUUUACUUUUUAAAUCCCCGCUGCGGUAAAGUGAGGCGAGCUAGAGUUGAUGAGUGUUUGAAUGGGAAUUUACUCAACUCUCAGCCAGUUCCGGUCAAACGAGAACAAGAGUUGCUUAGCCUUUACCAGGACUUAAUUCGAUAUUGUAGUAGUUUCCAUCAUAGUUUCCAUGCGAGUCACCACACUAUCCUUAAACAAGUCACCACACUAUCCUUAAACAUAAGAUUUGAUGCUCCAGGAAAUGUAAACAAGCUAUCAGUGUGACAUCCCAGUUUAUAUACUUAUAUACUCGGAAUAUUGAUUUCUCGGUAUAUAUAUACAAAAUUAUUUUAAAGUAUAACAACCAGCGAAGAAGUAAGCCACUAACUACCCUGCGCGGCUGCGCGCAGACUACCGGGUGGCGCAAAAAAAAGUUAACCUGUUUGAUUUGUUUUCACUUAAAAGUUAAAAGAGCUAUUACACGUGAACUAAGUGCGUUGCAUUCAGUAUUGUCUAACUUAAAUUUUGAUAUACGCACUGUGCAUUUUCAUGCAAUAUUGUCCGAGAGAGCUGCGUUUAAACUUGAGUAACCAUUUUUGAAAGUGUCGAGAAUUAGCCAAAAACGGCCUAUCAAAUAUUUAAUACAGCAAUAACCUGUGCUUAGACGCACUAUUGUCAGAAAGUACACGUUCGUUGUCAGAGACCUGCCCAACGCCACCUGUAUAACCUCACGAGCAUUAUUUACCCUUGCAUAUUCUAAACAUAUCGAAACUCUUUGGUCCUUCGUUAAACGAUGCGUAUUUAUAAAAAACACUUGACGUUUCUUUCUUGGAACAUUAGAAUUUGAUUCCCCAGGGUCAUUGAAUAUUUAGAAUAAAUCUUUUAAUCAAAAUCGCUUCAUAAUUUAAUUUUCAUGCAUUCCCAAAGAAAAUCCAUCCAAUAAACAUUCUAAAUUUAAACUUCACUUCAUUGAAACGAAUAUUUACGAUAAAAUGGUAACGGUUAUCAAAUUAGUUUAACAGGCCGUUUUUAGCUAAUUCUCGACACUUCCCAAAAUGUUUAUUCAAGUUUAAACGCAGCUUUCUCGGUCAAUAUUGCACGAAAUUGCACAGGGCGUAUAUCAAAAUUUAAGUUAGACAAUACUGAAUGUAAUGCACGUAGUUUAGGUGUAAUAGGUCUCUUAGUUCUUAAGUUAAAAUAAAUCAAACAGGUUAACUUUUUUUUGCGCCACCCGGUAUAUAAUGACAUAUAUAUGUCAUUAUAUAGUCUGCGCGCAGGCUAGCCACUAACGUUUCUAGUAUGUUUUAAAUGUAUACACAAACGUUUUGCGACCGCCGACAACCGACCUCUGAACUUUGAUAAAUAAAGCUGAUUAUUGCGCGUUCUAAGUUUAUAUCAUACAGCGUCGAUUCCUCACUCCUGCUUAGUUUCUCAUGCGAAACAAUUAUGUUAAGUACAUAAAUACACAGCGUUAUUAAUGUGGUUAUAUUAAUAUGGUUCGGCUCUCCACAAACAUUCGUUGAGUGCCGAUGUUUAUUGUUUAGGACAUAACUCUCCGAUAUGAAGUCUGCGCUCAUGUUGAAUAUUUCACUCAAUAAUAUAUAGACACAAUAAAGAGCAACAGUGAUGUUAUAAUAUUAACACUAAAUGUUGAAAGUAGAGCAAAAACCUUUAUAAGAAGGGCUCGCCUUUGAAACCCAGUCACAGCGCUUCGAAUUUACAACUUGUCUCGGCAAACACUUGAUCAUCAAUCAUCAGAACAUCACACGCACGUGAAGGAUUAAAGAAGCCGGCCGAAGUGCAUUAUGGUAAAAAAUACCGGCGACCAUAAUGCAUCGCGCUUGGUUAAACUUCAGAUUUCAAUCCCCAUAUUAAAGUUUAGGUCUGCUGCCUUGCUCGGUCGCUUCAGGCGACCUCGCUGCGGCAGCAAUUAAGGUUACAUUAUAUGAUGAAAACACUGUUUCAUCAUUUUUUACAUUUUUAUUGAUUUAUAUUCUGGAGCUGGAGAUCUCUCGAUUGCCGCAAGUUUUUUUCCAAAAUAUUAAAAUGCGUCCGAAAUAUAACAAAGAAUGUUAUAACCACUGAUUCGUUCGCCGCGAAAGUUGUAACUGUAAUUGACAAUAUGUAGAUAGAUGUGAUACUCGAUACCGGAUGUGUGACCUUUAACCUCGCUUGUGUCUUUGUGGUGCACGACAGAUCUUCCACUGCAUUUUCGUUUGGCGGAUUUAGAUCGGUCUGUAUAGCUAUCCCCUUUUUACAUUAGCGUUUCGCCGGCAUAUUAGCAAGUUUUUUCGUGUGGUUUCUCACAUGUACAGUUUGUGAUAUACUGAUGAUGAGUGAAUCUGUGAAUGACACCGAAAACCCUUGCCAAAACACACUUUACUAAUUUUAAUCCUAUUACACUUCGAGGUGAUAACAGAGAGCGGAAAAACCCUGCCAAAUCUAAUAUCGUCUUUUAGGGUGAUUGAAAUAUUCUCAGAUUGUCCCCACAAAAAUAGUUUAGAAACGCGCACGUUUUAUCCGAUUCCCUCCAAACUUUGCCACAAUGUUGAACAAUGGUACAGGAGCAAAACCGUGUUCGCGUUUUUUUAUUUAGUGCCAUACUUUUCAAGUUAUAGGCAUCUAUUCUGCCGUUAUCCCAGAAUUUAGAUGAGUCAACUUGUCUGCUUUAUAUCAAAGCAAAUACAAUACCUGUCAAAAAACGCGAACAAGGUUUUGUUCUUUGAUCAUUUGAGAUGGGAAAUAUUAUGUUUCGGAAGCUUUUGAGUUAAAUCAGAAGCGUUCUAAUCUCGUGGCGCAAAGGCCGUCAUAUUUUCAAAAGCAACCCGUAGCAAGUACAGUUUUUAAAGAUGUAGAACUUUUGGCAAGUCGUUAGCUAAGCAAUGAUUUAUCAUUAUGCAUGCAAAAUUUGAAGGGGAAAACUUGAAAAUUGAGCGCGCGGUUAGCAUUUUGGUGAAAUGGGUUUCCAUCAUGUGGAGUAACCUUAAAGUUAAUUAUAACUAGGGUAUCUGCAAGGUAGGGAUUGCUGCGGGCAUUAAAAGCAAAUAGAACUACAGUAAACAGCACAAAUUAUAUCAAGCACAGUGAUUACUCGCAGCGACUAGUCAGCUGUGAAUGGAACUGAGAAGAAGCAAUAUAAUUAUAUUGAAGUAGCAAAUACCAGGGGUUAAAGGGCAAUCAGGGGUGACAGAUAUUUGUGCGUCGCAUUGCAUUGACAUACAGAUAAAUUAAGAUCAGAUUUCAUAUCAAGUCUGUUUACUGCUAGGCGCAUUUACCACAUUAUAUAGACUAUAUAUUUAUUUAUUAUUUAUCUAUUAACUUUACAAUCAUACAAAAAAUAUAACAAUGAUUGAAGGUAUGGUCAGCAGGACAUGAGUCCCAUGUAAAGACCAACCUGAUACAAUACAAUAAGUAGACAUACAUUAAAGACAAGGACUAGAACACUAUUUACAUAGCUAUAUAAAAAAUAAUAGUUUAGAUUAGAGCAGUAGGUUUUCCAAGUGCGCAUUCUGUUAACAUCGAAAGAAGAGUCUAAUUGAGAAGAGUAGUGAGAAUGGAGCUGGAACUUAAAGGAUGAAACAGACGAACUGUUACGAAUGAUUGGAGAGAGAUUGUUCCAUAGAAAGACAAUUCGGUUAAAAAAAAGAGUUUCUAAAAAGAGAGGUUUUGCACGGAUUGACUUGAAGCAAGUUGUCUUUGCUUGAACGGGUGCGAGAUGAGCGAUUAGAAGAAAAGGUGACAAAAGAGGAGAUAUCUAGGUCGUAGAGGCCUUGUUUGCAUUUGAAAAAAAAGAUGAGAUCCUUUAUUUCAAGCCAGUAAGAUAUAGGCAAUAAAUUAAGUUUCCUAAGACGCUCAAGAGAAGACAACUCAUAAUCAUGAAGUAUCACGGGCCUAAGAGUUUUAUACAACAGGCCCCUGGAAGGCAGCAAGAACAAGGCGGAAAUAGGCACAAAUUUAUGGUAUGUCUACAUUUCUAGCGCUUACUUAGUCUCAAUUAAAGGGCGUUUUCCUUUCGCUUAAUGAUGAUAUAAGUCGAAACCUGGAUAUAAUAAAUGAAAAUGAAAUUGUUUGGAAUAUGCAUUAUUUAGCACUUGAUCUAGUAUAAGCUAUAGGACAUAAACGGAAGAAUAAACAGUAGUCUAUUUCGCCCCUCUCUUCCCUUCAUUAUAGCGAACCUUCAUUAUAUGGUCCCGCUUACCCGGGAUUCAAUGAAGUGUGAUCUCACUGUGAUGUAUUUUGAGCAAAUGAAAUAAGUCGCAAUUCAUGAUAUAACAAAAUUGCUUGUUACAAAUUGUAUCAAAUUCCAUGUUUUAGACAAAAAACAAAUGUUGUUGAAUGUUAUUAAUCAUCUUCUUCCACUACAUAACUUCUAGUGCGUUCCUAAUUUCGUUUAAAUAAUAUUUAAAGUUAUCUAACUUUUGUUUAGGGCAGAAACACAUAUUUAAAUUGCUCAAAAUAGGUCACACUUCAUUGAAUCCCCGGGUAUGCGGGACCAUAUAAACAGCCCCUUAAAGGAAGGCUUAAUAUAGUGUAUGGACCUGACAAGAAACAGCGUUAAAUUUUACACUUAAAACUACAGUAUAAACCACCGAUAUUGGUAUUAGAUCUCUAUAAACUACCGAUAUUGGUAUUAGAUCUCGUAAAGAUGACGUCCUCGAAGUAUCGUUGUAUACGUCUUGUAUAUACAACGGCUACAUUACAAGCUGAGACAACGAUUUCAAAUUGAAUCCUAGAACUCUUCUCAACCAUAAAUACUUGUCCUAACUUCGAUCGUUAGAAGUUAUUAAUUUCAUAUACGGUGGAUAUAUAACUGACAGAUUUACACAUGACAUGUUUUAGUUCGGUUGCAGCCGUGAUAAUGUCCUAUACGCUACUACCUUCCCGACGCCUUCGCUCGAAACGUCGAAGUUUCGCUUAUAUCUUCAGGUAGUUGCAUCAUAUUCCUGACAACGCAGUAAAAGAAAGAUGAAGAUGAGAAAAAAUUGUUUCCGUGAAACUACCGUUUAUUUUGUCACAUUGCCGUACUAGAUCGAUUCCGCAGUAUUUUACUGUGAGCGAAACCAAAGGACAAAGGCUAUUAGUAAUAUCAGGGGAUUAGUAAAGCAGCGUGAGGUUUUGAGUUAAGCUCGAAACGUGAAACUAUUUUAGAAUAUACUAGCAACACGUCCACCCUGCGUUUGAGGUAUCAAAUGUCACUGACCAUGGAAGCAUACCUAUAUAAUCGAUUUGGUUAAACGAGGUUGAUGCUUUGUGAUAAAAUGAAACUUGGAAAAGUGACAUAGAAAAACUUAUAACAAAGUGGUCUAACUUCAACACUUAUACAAUUCUGGCUAGCCAUUUUAAUAGCUUAAAGGCUAAAGGUUUAUUUAAGAUUUAACAAAGACUAUAUAUAUAAGGAAGUAAAGCAACUGUUCAUGCACUUCGCAUUCUACUUGUCAUAUAUUCAAAAGCCAAUAUAUUACAAAAUAUCUUUAAAAUCCAUGAACGGGUAUGAAACAGAUUAUAAUCGAACAACAACUACUGUUCAAAAGGAUCAGGAGGUGGACAAAUCUUUUUUGUUAUGCAUUAAAUCUCUUUUCAUGUUUGUUCUGAAUAUUGAAUUUUGUUACUAUUUUUAUGUCAUUUUAAAAAGGUAUUUUUCUAAGCGACCCCAUGUUCCUGGAACAGAGAGAUCCAAAGAGUUGGCUGAAGAAAUCGCUAGAACUUGGAAGGGUUAUAAUUUCGACCAAGUGGAAAUGCCAAAAUAUAAUGUUCUUCUUCCUUAUGUUAAUCCAAAUAUUUCAAAUAAAGUACAAAUUUUGGAUACUGGAAACAAGACUGUGCUUGAGUUUUCCGGGAAGGAACAGGUAUGUUUUCGUUUUGCAGUGAUAAUUGAUAAUUGCCAUCAUUUGCAUUGUUAAAAACAGAAUCAUCAUCACCACCAACUUCAUCAUUAUCAUCGCCAUUAUCAUCACCAUCGCCAUUAUCAAAAGUAUCACCAUUAUCAUCACAUACAGCAUCAACAUCAUCAUCGAUAUUAUCACCAAAAUGUUCACCAUAUUAAUGAUCAAUAUCACCAUUACUGCCAUCACCAUUAUCAUCGUAAUUGUCAUUAUCUCUUUUACCAUUAUUAAAUCAUCACUGUUAUAUUAAACCAUUAUGAAUAUCUUUAUAAAAAAGUUUUCGAAAUAUAUUUCGACACAAAUUUAUUGAUUCUUGUGUAUCAUUCUAUUCGGAUGUCGAAGUUGGCAGAUCCAAGUGAAGACGAUGAGACAAUGAUUCCUCCAUUUCUUGGAUAUUCGAAACAAGGAUCAGCUAGUGGCAAGCUGCUUUAUGUGAACUAUGGCCGCACAGAGGACUUUGAUGUAUUAAAGAAGAACUGUAGCAUUCCAAACUGUAAUGGAUACAUUGCCAUCAUGAGAUACGGCAAAAUAUUCCGUGGUGAUAAGGUAUUUAUUUAUUUUUUAUCUUGUGCCGCUUGUUCAAAGAAGCGGUUCAACCAUCGGUCAAAAGUGCUUACAGUUGCGUCGCCAUAAGAAAACUGCACAUUUUCCUUUCUCUUCAGGUAAAAAAUGCUCGCGAAUGCGGUGCCGUUGGUGCCAUUUUGUACAACGAUCCUGCAGACUUUGCCCCAGAAGGCCAGGACAAGGUAUAUCCUCAAUAUAUCUGGUUGCCAAAGACUGGUGUUCAACGGGGAUCUAUUUUUACCAGUCGCGGAGACCCUAUAACACCUGGACUGCCGUCUAUUGAUGGCGUUUACCGAAUAUCUCCCGAUGAUGCCAGUCUUCCAGAAAUCCCAGCAGCGCCCAUGCCGUACGGUGACGCUGUAGAAAUCAUGAAAAUUAUGGAAGGUAAAUCUCGCCUACUGAGACGUCUCGCCUAGUACUGGGACGAACAUUCCCGUGUGUCCGUAUGGAGUUUUUUUAAAUUAACUGCGUUGUAAUUUCACCUCGGCAAGCUCAGUAGUGAUCAAAUUGAGAUAUAAUUAGCGCUUUGAAAACUUGUACAUUUCAGUCAUGCAUCACAAAUAUUUUAACGAGUUUGGUGUUUUUCAUCUUUUAAUUUAUUUACAAGAAAAAUCAUUGCUUUGCCAACGUAUUUAAGACUUGUUUACAAAACAAAGAUAAAACUAAGUAAAUUGUUAAAUUAAACGAUAAAAUCUAAAAUUUGGUUUCUUGACUUCAUCCUGGUACGCGAGCUAAGACCUUAUCUAACUCUCGGGUUACACUGCCGGGAUCUCGCCAAGCAUCAUGCCAGCCCGCUUCCUCAUAUGAACACGAUGUAAAUCUUUAUACUACUACAUGGCAACAUAAUAGGUAGGCUAGGCGGUGACUCGUUAACAAGCCUUUAGUAAAAUUGGUUAUAAAAUUAUGUAAAAAAACGUCCAUUUAUUUUGUUUACAUGUAGGUCAAGAAGUCCCAGACAGCUGGAAAGGUACACUCAAUAUUACCUACAGACUUGGUAAUGGAGGAUUAAAAGGAAACAACUCCGUUGUGCGAAUUGAAGUCAAUUUUCCUAACACAGAACAAGAUAUUUACAACGUCAUUGGCACCAUAUAUGGCAGGGAAGAACCGGAUCGUUGGGUAUUGAUAGGAAAUCAUAGGGACGCUUGGGGAUUUGGUGCUGUAGAUCCUUCCAGUGGGACAGCGGCCAUGAUGGAAAUUUCACGUGGCUUGAGCAUGUUAUUAAAACAAGGUAAUUGUUCUAAUGUAGUUGCCAUUUUAAAAUAUCAUUCGAGAGCGUUCUCAGUGGUGCCUAAAUUACGAAACCAUUAAAUAAACAAUGCUUUUAACUAAGCCACAAAUGAGAGAUUCCAUCAUCCCAGGCGCAUGUCUCUGUCCUAUUACCUAUCCCAAAAUUAAAAUAAAUCAAGAAUGAAUCACGUCACGUAAACUGAUUAAAGUUAGAAAAUAAAGAAAUACAAAAUAAAAAUAACGAAGUAAAACGUUACUUCUCAAAACGACUUCGUUCCAAGUAAAAGUUUACUUUGUUACAUGCUCACUUCUCAAACAUAGUACUCAAGUACAGUAACAGGGUACAUUUACUUCGUUACUUGACACCACUGAGCGUUCUAUAUUUCCCGUUUCGUUUUAAAUAGUUGAAAACGAAUGGAUUCUUUACCAUAGCGAUUGCGCCAUCCAGUGACGAACAAUGAUUGACCAGAAUGUGUCAUUGUCUUUUCAGUGUUCCGAAAAUCUCACUGUUCUCUACGUUAUUCAGUUACUUAUAGUUUUGGCACACAUACUGUAUGCAUAUAUGAUGGAUCGAUGCAUGACCGUUAGUUGUUUGUCCGUCACUCGCCUUGGGCUUGGUCAUACUUCACUGAAAGAAUGUUCGUCGACGUUAACUGUAUAUAACUAAAUAAAUGUUUUUCUAUUGUGUUACAACGCAAUCAUCAAGAUCUGGAAAACUGUUUUAAUUAAAGAGGUUUCUUUUGACAGUCUCUCUAAUCCUGUAGUUUUAGAUACUCUAAAACACUUAGCUGUAUUUAUAACUUUGCAUGACAUGGCUUGUUCCUUGGUUCGACCGAAACUGUCCUUUGCGAUAGGAUCUAAAUUUCAGUGAUAAUAAUUUUACUUACGUUUGGGCAGGUGCGUUGUGUGAUUCUUCGAGUCGCGUUUCCUCGAGGCCUAGGAUCGUAUCGUAAUUUUGUUAGUUUAGGUUUUAAGUACAUAGUUAAAUAUUUUUACAUGUUUUCGCUCGCUACUCUGAUUUAAGUAAAUUAAUGCAAAGGGUCGUGAAUUGAAAUACACCCUUCCGGAAAGUAUGUCACUUUGGCUCUAUAGCCUCGUUUUCGCGUAUGUGACAUAAGUUAAAGCCUCAUCUCAAUCACGAAAACGAGGCACUACAGCAAAGGUGCACAUGAUGUACCUUCCACGACGGUGUAUUCGAAACGGCUUUGCAUUUAUUUACACUUAAACCAGAGUAGCGAACGAAAGCACAUGCCUUAUGUUUUUGCUAACUUUAUCAUUGUACAAAUCUAUGAAGGUUGGCGUCCCCGGCGUACCAUUAAGUUCUGUAGUUGGGGAGCAGAAGAAGCAGCUUUGAUUGGCUCUAAUGAAUGGGUGGAGGAACACGAACGAGCUUUGUCAACCAAAGGCGUCACUUACAUCAACAUUGAUGUUUCAGUUGCUGGUACUCACAUGCUAAUUUUGAAAGGAUCUCCCCUGUUCGAGACCGUCAUUGCACAAACUGUUAAAAAUGUUGAAGAUCCACAUCUCAAUAAAAGCGACGGAAAACGACAGACCGUGUACGAAAGAUUGGUAGAAGUCUCUCAUUCUAGUGAUGGUAGAAUUCCAUUUGGUAGUCUCGGAUCUGGGUCUGAUUAUGCUAGUUUUUAUCAAUUUGUGGGUAAGAACCUUACAAUAGAUUGUUUACACAAUCUAUUUUGCAGAUUAUUGACAAUGUUUAUUGACGCUGUAAAACUGACGCCAUAUAUAGUUAUAGAGCAAAAUAGCAUAAUUUUACAAAUAAAGUACUAAAUAUACUUUUUAAGUUUUUGCCGCUUGAGAAACGCAUCAAAUAUUAAAAAAAUGAAUAUAAUCGUAACCAAGUGGAAAAUAAUAUUUAUUAGUUUUGAGCGCGUGUUACGUAACAUACAAAAGAUUCUCCUCUUAAUAGAAGGGUACAGUACAUACAUUACAAAAUUCUGGCUUAAACUGGAUCUUGUUCAAUAACCAAUGCUAAUGAAAAUCCAACAAGUUACAUUAGCAAUUCUCCUGUAUCUAGUUUUGCCAAGUCACCUAUCACACAAACUCAAGUACUAAGUCUGUUUUUAACACUUGACAAGUAUCAAAGCCUCUUUUGAUAUUCCAAAUGCAAUGAUAAAAAAGAUAGCCCCAAUAAUCUCACCUGUGUUUACAAAUAUAUAUAUAUGAAUAAUACGGGUAUUGGUCCAGGCAUUCUAAAGAUUUCACGAGUUACACCCAUAUACAAAUCUGGUACAAUUAAAAAUCCAAGUAACUAUCAACCAUCAGUCUUGUCAGCUUUUUCAAAAAUACUGGAAAAAAUAUCAAUUUGGAUUUAGAAAAGGUUAUUCGACAGAACAAGCGAUACUUGAAAUUACAGAUACCUUAAAAACUACAACUGAUAAAAAAGAAAUAACGUGUGGACUAUUCUUGGAUUUUUCGAAAGCCUUUGAUACUGUCAAUCAUUAUCUAAACUUGACAAAUAUGGAAUACGUGGGACCCAGUUGGAUUGGUUUAAGAGUUAUUUAAUGAAUAGGAAACAGUAUGUACGGAUUGGUAAUAGUGAUUUAGAAAUGCUUACAAUGACUUGUGGAGUUCCGCAAGGUUCAACUCUCGGACCAUUAUAUUAUUCUUAAUUUAUAUAAAUGACAUGCCUAAUUGCAGUACCAAACUUUCAUUCCGAAUAUUCGCAGACGACACAAAUGUAUUUUACUCAAACACAAGUAUUGAAGAUGUUGAAAACGUUAUGAAUAUAGAAAUUGAAAAAAUAUUUCGUCACUGUGCUACAAAUAAGCUUUCAAUUAAUUUGGAAAAGACAAAUUUUAUGGUUAUCACUAACUCAAAUAAGAAAGUUAGAGAUAUAGACCAUUUUCAUAAAUGGCUGCCGAUUAAAAAUUCUUUUAUGUGCAUAUAAGUGGGCCCAACUAGAAGGGCCGGAUUAACCACGUGACAGAUGUGGCAUAUGCCGCGGGCCUCGCGCUUAUGGGGGCCUCACGCUUUACUGUGCCACGCCCAUUUUUACGAGAACACGCCUAUUUUCUAUUGGGACUCGCGAAUUUAGGGACCCUAGGCUUGGCAGUUGACCACAGCAAAAUAUACAAUAUUCGUAUGCAUCGGUAAUCUCCAGUUGCGCUGAGCUGUUAUAUAUAAUCCUGUUUAUACUUGUUGACCCAACAACUGGGCCAGGCAGGCAAUUGUUUAUAAUUGAUGCCAAUCAAUUGAAAGCAAUAUUUAACAAUUUCGUGUGUCUUUGAAUUCAAAGGUUUUCAAAAUGGGGCUCGCGCUAAAAUCUGCCACGGGCCUCGCGCGACGUUGAUCCAGCUCUGCCAACUAGCCUCGUUUGUGGGUAGAAAUUCCUUUGAAAUCUUAACAUGAGUACGAGGCUAGUUGGGCCAAUUAUAUGCACAUAAAAGAAUUUUUAAUCGGUAGCCAUUUAUGAAAAGGGUCUAUACGGAUUAAAAACAUUGUUAAAAGAGACUUUAAUAAAUAUCUUGGUAUAUAUAUUGAUAAUAAUCUAAAUUGGAAGUAUCAGAUCGAACACGUAAAUAGUAAAAUUGCUAAAAACACUGGAAUAAUUAAUAAAGUUAGAUGUUACAUAGAUUUGAAAAUGCUUAGUCCCUUCCUUACCAUAUAAAAAAGUCAAAUUCAGUUUCUGUUUUUAAGAAUAGGUAUAGUCAAUUCCUUAUUUAUUCGCAAAUAUGCAUGCCUACACAGUUCUGUUAUGUCGCCGUCAUAUACUUUUAUAUAAUAAUAUGAUACAUAUAUACAGUGAUCAACUCGAAAGCAUUUUGCUACUUUGAUCACUGUACACGUUUGUUUAAUAUAGUAAUUUUAAUAUGUGGGUUUUGGUUUUGUAACUAUAUAAUUUUUCUGAAUGUUAUCCUUGGUUUAUAUACAUGUGAAAUAAAUGUGAUUCUGAUUGUAUUAGAGAGCGGGCAUUUAAUCGACCAUUUAUGGUUAUUAAUUUCAGUGAAAAUCUCAACCCACGGUAAAAAUGCAUGGAACGUUUUUAGCCGGUCAGCAAGAUGAUCAAAAUUUAUAUUCUUUUUGUAGGCGUGCCAUCGUUAGAUAUGUACUACCUCGGUGAGGGCAUCUAUCCAGUUUACCAUAGUGUUCACGACACGUACAAAUGGCUUCAAGGUUUGGUAGACACAGACUUCUCAUAUCAUCUUACGGUUACGCAAGUAGCAGCAAGAGCACUGAUGUCGACCGUUGACAGCAUCGUACUGCCACUUGAUGUCCGCCAAUACGCUAAAUCCUUGCGAAAAUCUUUCAAGAAUUUGAAUGAUACAUAUGGCAUGGAACUACGCCAGAAUAACAUCACCUUACAUUACAUCGAUACGGCAAUUAUCAGGUAAGACCAUUGUAUAUUUUUCCUUGACGAUUUUCCCUUUUUAUUGUAUCUUAGUGAAAACGAUGAUAUUAAUCUUAGUCUUCACUAAACCAUGACCAGGCCAUGUUUACAAUUAUGAGCGCGAAAACGCAAGUCAUGCAGGCAAAACGCUAAGACGUUAAUUUUUCACUCAAAAUGGCGAGAACCCGAGACGAUAAUUUUCACAUGUGAAAAAUAUCGUCCGCCUUGAGCAUACGAUUUUUAUUCCACCUAUUUACUACAGGGAAAUCUCUAUACUUACAUACAAUAAAUUAUACUAUAAACACAUAAUAACCUCAUGCUUUUUUAUUAACCAAAAAAUUAUAUUUCCCAAAUAUUGUUUCAACAUGAAGUAUUAAACUACAGCUGACUGAACGCUGGCUCGUAUUAAGUGGUAAUUAUCAUUUUCUUUUUUACAUUUUUGUGCAGAAUUGCAAAAAUAAUUUUAAAAAUUAGUACUUUUAAUUUCAGAAAUAUAAAAUUUGAUUUAAUUUAUAAAAUGAAUACCCUUGCCGCGGGCUAUCGAUCGGACAGUGCAUGCAGACCAGUUGGGUAUUGCCGUUGGGUCUCUCCUCAUUUUAACACUAAUAUCAAACAAAUCAAUUUGUUUUCUUCAUGCAUUUGCAGGUUCAAUAACGCAUCUGUGAAAUUCCAUGAAGAGGUAGACAAAGCCAUCAAAAGUAAGAACGAGAUUGAACUCCGUGGUCUAAAUGACAGGAUGGUGAACGUAGAAAAAUCCUUCAUUUACAGUCUUGGUCUUCCAAAUCAAAAAUUCAACCGUCACGUUAUUUUUGCGCCACCUUUCAACAACAAUUAUGCCAGUGCCCAUUUCCCUGGGAUAUCUGAUCUCAUGUUUCCGAGCAAUAAGACUGAGAAAGACUGGGGGGAAAUACGAAGACACAUUUCCAUUGUAUUCAAAUCAAUCAUGUCUGCAGCAGAGACGCUAAAUGAAGACGCAAAGUAA
Paramuricea clavata is the source of this 13237-nucleotide messenger RNA. The record is from the annotation of a GenBank genome assembly. Lineage: Eukaryota; Metazoa; Cnidaria; Anthozoa; Malacalcyonacea; Plexauridae.